Saccostrea cuccullata (small rock oyster) is the source of this 504-nucleotide messenger RNA. RefSeq names its product putative nuclease HARBI1. The record is from RefSeq and is a predicted model, not a curated record. NCBI's taxonomy places the organism in Eukaryota, Metazoa, Mollusca, Bivalvia, Ostreida, Ostreidae. The transcript has a single exon. Bases 1 to 504 code for a protein of 167 amino acids.
AUGGCCGCUGCCUAUGUGUUUAUCCAAAGGAGAAGGAGACUCCGUAGAGAACGCGUCCUCAGGGACUACAACAAUCCUCUGGACUACCUAGACGAUGAAAGCAUUGUGAGUAAAUACAGAUUAACUCGACCAAUGAUACACAAUCUAUGUGCUAUGUUUGAAAGAGACCUUCACCGGCCAACAAUGAGGUCACGUUCACUUCCAGUAUCCCUUCAAAUAAUGGUAGCUCUACUUUUUUACGCCAGUGGUAGUUUUCAAGAGGUUGUAGCAGAUAUUCACAAUAUUUCUCGGCAAAGCACAGGGAAUGCAAUAGAAGAUGUUACAAACUGUUUGAUUGAAAUUUCCAAACAUAACAUUAAAAUGCCAGUUGAUGUAGUAGAGUUGAACAAAAUAAAGAAAGACUUUUAUGAAAUUGCUCAUUUUCCAAACACUGUUGGGGCAAUAGAUUGUACUCAUAUUAGAAUGAAAGCACCAACCACCGACGAACACUUACUAUAUGUAUAG